CAUACGAACAGAUAGACGACUAGUCAGCCAGUCAGUCAGUGAAGAACGAACGAGCCUGCGAUGUAAUCGUGCAAUUCCGGACCGGAAUUUCCAAGUCGACUCUAGUCGAAGAACAACAGAGGGACCUUCCCCACAUGGUUGGCCAACUCCAAGGGUUUUCAAGACGGUGACGACAACGACGACUACAGAAUUCGGAUAUACUGUUCAAUGGAUUUGAGCUGAGAUGGCGAGGACGAAGGGUGGAGGUCAAUUGAUCGACCGCAGAUAGCUUUGGAAUUGCUCCCCUCGUCAAUAAAGCAAGAAGAAAUUGAUUCUCGGCCCACGAAACUAUCUGCACUACCUCAAGACUUCCAUUACCGUCACAUUCUCAUCAUCUUGGAAAACUCAACUUCCCACGGAUGCAAUCCUCUCUCUCUUUCCUCCUCCACCACUGUUCCUUCGCAGGCUUCCUCCAAUUCCAGGGAGUCGGCAACAACCAUUACGGAUACGAUUUGUUGUUCUUGCAUUAUUCAUUGAAACCACUCAAGACUGACUGACCCAACGAUCGUCAGAAGGCGUUGUUCAUUCGUUCGGGCCGAGGAAUGCUCAGGAUUAUCUUUCAAUGGAAGAAUCGAAUGGUUUUUACUCAUGCUCAACUCGACGAGACUGACACCGACGUGGAACAUGUCAUCAAGCUUUGGAGAGAAUACGACCCGUUCUCUAACUAGCAGUCGUUACGCCUGAACAAGAAACAUCAUUUCGAACGUGUACCAUGUCUGCUUAAUAAUGCAGAUGUUCUAAAUAGUGUGUUGUGGAAAGUUGUGCCACAAGUGUGAUUCCAACCCGAAUUUAUGGCUUCUCGUGUCUGAAAUCCUACAAUGCUUGUGAAAGAAGACAAGGAUAUCAUCGUCAGUGCGCCCUCAGUAGUUCUAACAGAGUCGUCACUCUCCUCCUCAGACUCGUCGUGUUCCAGGUCCACUUCAGCGGAUAUUGAGGAUCAAACUUUUUCCCGAACACAAGACGGCACAAUGAAGGCUGUGAGGAGCGAAGAGAAUCCCCCUCCCAAGAGACCCGAGAGAAGAAAAGGCUCCACCAACAAGAAGGUCAAGAUGACCUUGGCCAUAAAGGGCAUACACCGACCAGGAGAUGGACAUUUGGAACAAGAGAAUACAGCGCCACUCAAAACGCAACAUCCCACGUCGCUUGGCCAACAAUCUAAGGAGGAUCAAGACCAAGGGAUCGGUAUGAGUAUGAAGCUCAAAGAACACGAAGGGGACCAAACUAGCAGACUCCGUCAUAUUAUAAAUUCAGAAAGAACCGGGAACACAAAGGUAGAUCAUGCUAGCCAAACUCUUGAACCCCGGCCACUUCAAACGAUUUCGGAAGGCAAGAAGUCUCCCUCAAUUUCCUUUUUUGCCAGGGGUUCUCUUUUGGUGAGCUCUGUCAGAAACAGUUUCCGGAACAUGGCCAAAAAGAAGACCCCCUUUCAGCAUCUAGAUAAUGCUCAUCCCUCGACUAGUCUGACAUUGGAUGGCCACGCGAACGAUUCUGGCAUUAACGACCUCUCUAUCAAAGGAAGGGCGGUCCCACCCCAACCCCAAGCAAUCACAAGAGGGGCCUCAGCCUCCAUCACCACCACUAAAACCUCUUGCAAUGAGAGUCAAGAUUCUGGCUUGGGAGAAGAAUCAGAUUUCGACCCGGCCAGUCACAGCUCGUUGGUGCGGACUCCAACGCCAAUUACGGUGACCACCACGCAAACAUCCUCACUCAGGAAGAUCAGUUCCGUCUCGUCAAGUGUGAGCGGAGGGGCAGUGGUAAAAAAGCAUGUCAUUAUUCGAGAACCAAGUUUAUCCAUCUUGCCAAGCUCUCGCAAGCGACGCGUGGCUCGUUUGGAGACGGUGCGGAUCUAUCCUCGUGCCACUCGAUUGCCGAGUAUCGCCAAGACUGGGACAGUCUCGCCUAUUUGGGACCAACUCAACCAAUCGGCUUGUGCCGAGGUCCUCCGAGCCAUUCCCUUGGGUGACAGCUUCACUAUCAAGCUCAUGUUCAGUCCUGAUCGAGCUCAAACCCGAGACGAUGUUCAGGACUUGGAUACGAUUGAUGACAUUGCUAGGCUCAUUCUCACCGUCUAUCGAGUCCUGUUCUAUGAAUGGAUCCAACGAAAGCGCACCACUCAUUUGGCUAUUAUCUUGCAUUGUGUUCAGCAUUUUCUUGUCACUAUGGUGGACUUGGCCUCCCAUAUGGAUGUGGACGAUCGCUUGAGAUUCGCUCGAAUUUGUGGGGAUCUCGUUCGAGAAUCGGAAAUGGGGCGCUAUAAAGAUUUGGGCGCGGUCUUGUUACAAACCAGGACGGUCUAUAUCGACUUAUGGUGUGCCAUGCUAUGUCUGCCAACCCUGAGCCCUUUGGAAUCGCCCUCGCUGUCUGAAGUGAGAAAACGUUUAAUGAAGCAGAGGCGAUCUUUCUUUGGGCAGGAUGAUUAAAGAUUACACUCAGCAACAUUAUUUUUAAAUUACGAAAUCAUGAAUGGUUGAUAGUGCUCUAAAUUAGAACUGUCUUCGACUCGACCAUAAUUGUCAGACCUUGGCCAUCGAGCUAUCAUUAUCCACCAAAAAACUCAUUUUGAAACAACGCACCGAAUCCAAUCGAAACGUUCAUGCAAAUUUCCGGUCUUGUUCUUGGAGUACACAUGUACGUACCCGGUAUAACGUAUAAAAUGAUUCAUAUUUCGUCACACUCUCGCUGAAGACGUGCCAUAAAAUCGUAUUAAAUGUGAUAUUCUAAGGUCUAAGCA
Molecule: messenger RNA, 2770 nt
Organism: Tigriopus californicus
Lineage: Eukaryota; Metazoa; Arthropoda; Copepoda; Harpacticoida; Harpacticidae
Exons: 3
Coding region: 858-2459 (533 amino acids)
Source: RefSeq, a predicted model, not a curated record